Larimichthys crocea (large yellow croaker) is the source of this 1398-nucleotide messenger RNA. Its product is annotated as tumor necrosis factor ligand superfamily member 14. Gene Ontology annotation, cellular component: membrane. The transcript is spliced from 9 exons. Gene Ontology annotation, biological process: immune response. Gene Ontology annotation, molecular function: tumor necrosis factor receptor binding. Bases 388 to 1185 code for a protein of 265 amino acids. NCBI's taxonomy places the organism in Eukaryota, Metazoa, Chordata, Actinopteri, Sciaenidae. The record is from RefSeq and is a predicted model, not a curated record.
GUCCCAUGUACACACACACUCACACUCACAUGCAUGCUGCUCACUCUCUCUCUUUCUUUCUCUGUCUUUGCCUCCUUCCCCAUGUCAUCUUCAUUUCCUCCUUACAUGAGCUUGCUUGAAAAGCAAAAUUAGUGAUAGUUUACAGCAGGCGAGCCGACGCAAGAGGUGAGAGAAGGACAGAAAUCUGUACUUGGUGCAGCUGGAGAAUUGUUUCUGAGGGGUGUUCCAAAGAAGCUUCAGAGCUGUGAAAACCGCCCCGUACUCCUGGAUGGUUGACUGAGCUGUGGCAGGAGCAUCUGGCGCACAUUUAAAUCCAAGUAUUCCUUCCUCACUACAUCAGGCCCUUUAAACUUUUAGCUGUAAGGAGGGGGAGUGCGAUCUGGUGGGAUGGCAGAGGGCAGUGUGGUUUCAUGUCCCCAGGUGUUUGUUGUAGACACACAGGCCAACUAUGUUUCCGUGCCCAGUGGAAAGAAACCGAGGUGGGCGAGAGUGGGCCAAAAGUGUCUUCUUCUGCUGGUGGGACUUACCAUGUUGGGACUUGUUGUGGAGGGAUAUUUAAUCUACCAUCUGUACAAAAAAACUGAGGCAUUUUCCCUUUGUAUGUCUCAUUCUCUCUGCCAGAACCUGUCAAAUCCAAAAACAUCUGGCCAGCAGGAUGGCACCAGACUGAUGGGUCUAGUGGGACCUAAAGAGACAAAUGAGAUUCCCACACAUCUGGAACAGGUCUACCAGAGGCCCUUUGCUCAACUGAUAGGCUCUGGGAGUCCUGCAGGGGUGAACAACGUGGUGCAGUGGCAACAUAAAGAUGGCGAGGCCAGCACCUCUAACAUGGGCUACAACAACGGGCGGUUGUUGGUCAAGAGGGCAGGUCAUUACUACCUCUACUCCAAAGUGACAAUAAAUGCUGCAGAGGAGUGUUCACUUAUCCAGCACAAGGUCAUGAAAGACACCAAAGCCUAUGAUGAGCCAAUAGAACUUAUGAAAUCAAAAAGCUCCCGCUGCCGGAACCCAAAACCUUCAAGUGCAAAGCCGUCUUCAGAUGGGGAAGAUCUGUGGAACAGUUUCCUUGCUGGGAUCUUCAGCCUAGAGACUGGAGAUGAAAUUUUUGUCAUAGUGGAUAAUAUAAAUAAGAUGCGUCCAGGAACUACUGACAACUUGAUGGGGGCAUUUAUGAUAUCUCCUUAGAGGCAUAUUUUUUAAAUAUCUAAUAUAUGCUAUAUAUAUAUAUAUAUAUAAUCUUAAUUAUACUUUAUUUGAUGUAUGUAUUUGAAUCCCUUAUGAAAAAGCAACAAAUGGUUGUGAUAUCAUAAAAAGUAUCUGAUAUUCAGAUUAUAUAAUCUUACUUGAUAAUUUGUUACGUGUGUUGUUGUGUGAAUAAAAUACUGUAAAAUACAAAAA